Chiloscyllium plagiosum (whitespotted bambooshark) is the source of this 3739-nucleotide messenger RNA. NCBI's taxonomy places the organism in Eukaryota, Metazoa, Chordata, Chondrichthyes, Orectolobiformes, Hemiscylliidae. The record is from RefSeq and is a predicted model, not a curated record.
AUGGUGGUGUGGUGUAAAUGUGUACUUUUUCUUUUCCAUCAGCUGCUGGGUCAGUUCAACUGUCUUGUUCAUCAAUUGGAACAUCCACAAAGUAAUCUUCCAGCUGAGCAAAUUAAAACCUGCCUAGAGAGAUUGAAGGACCUGACUUUGAAACCUGAAGAAUCUCCCACCCUGAACUUUGAGGCCGAUGUCCCUUCGCUCCGCCAAGCCAUUACAAACUUUGGGACUAUUAAAACAUUGGUUUCAGAUUCUGAGUACAAGAGUCCUUGCACCAUGGCAGCUGAUCUGGAUUACUGCUUCGUACCACUGCUGACAAAGAAAUCAUUCCCCAGUGGAAAGGAAUGCCCACUUGCUGACUGGCUGCGUAGUCCUCCUACACGGAUGCCAGUCUUAAACCUGCAGGAUUGUCUGCUGAAGCAGUCUGGUCAGGUUGCAAUGGAAUCAGACCCUUCUAAAUUGCCAGCCUGGGGACAUCAGCAGGGCCUUGAGAACUGGCUGCUUCCCAACCAGCAAAAGAGUCAUCCAGCUGAGAAUAUUGCUGCUCAACAACACACCCAAACUACCACCCCCAGCUGUAACCUGGGCCCAAAAGACCCAGGCUACUACAGGAUGCAGGCUUGGGGUCAUCGGCAAGGGCUUGAGCACUGGCUUCUUCCAAGCAAGCAGAAUGUUGACGCAGUUGAGAAGAUCACUGUCAAACAACGCCCUAGUUCCAGUAAUGAAAAGGCAAUCGAUCUGGGUUACUAUAGAUUGCAAGCUUGGGGUCAUCGACAGGGCCUUGAGCAUUGGCUACUUCCUGAGAAACAGAAAUCCAGUUGUCCCAAGAAUACCCCUCCACGUCAGCACAGUGAGUCAUCUGAUAGUUCUUCCACCUUUGAACUGAUAGAGGAAUUUGAUAUGGAAGUUUCAGAUCAAGAAUCAGAAGAGGUGAGCCCAACUUCUGGAUCACUGAUUGUCACUGUCACUGAUGUGAAGAGCACACAUGGCAACAUCACCGAAGACAAGUGGAAAUCCGUAACUCAGCCUUUCAGAGAGAAGUUUACCACCAAUGAAUGGCUUUUGAAACCUAGCAAGUCUGAAUCUUGUGGUAGCUGCUGUGGUGUUCAGACAAAAGCAGUAGAGAUAGAAAACCUUGGCAAGCUGAAGUGCCUGAGUGAGCACCAUAGUACCAAGAAACCUUCGCCAGCUCCACCAAACAGUGCCCGCCAUCUUCAGCCGCUGUUGCCAAUCCGAGUGGCAGAUGUGUGUAAAGCCAAUGAGCAGUGCAGCAGCUUCUCGGAGUGUGUGUGUGGCCGGAGUUGUGAAAAGGAGGCGGUCAAUGAAUGGCUACUUAAGCAAGCAGGAAGAGACAAGAAUGGUGUGCAGAUAGAGCAGCCGAACAAAUGCAGUACAGAGCAGCAGAAGACCGAGUUAGACCAGUGGCUGCAUCCCCAGUCAAAAGUCACAAAAGAAUCUGAAUUCUCUCUCAACCCUGUGAAAUCACCUGAAGCUGUGAAGUCAAAGGCUCCAGUCAACACUGUACCCAAGGACACAGAGAAGGGAGAUGAGCACGAAAUAGAGAAUAAAUUCUUGUUGCGCAAAAAAGCACACGACCUGAAUGGUAUUCCCGAAGUAUCCAGUCUGUUGUCUAAUCUGAAUCUUGCUGUCAACCGAGAGAAGCUUCCUACAAAGGAGCAAUCCAUCUCAUUUGGCAACCUGUUUACUCACUUUAAGGAACCAUUUGAUCCAGAGAAAUGGCUAUACAAAGGUCCACGUCGGAUUGAACAAGGACCACAGGGAGUCUAUAUCCCAAAGAUCAGCGGAGUCUGUUGAUCAGAAGUGAUUGGACAAGAGCCCUCAAAUUAGCUUUGAACCACCAAUUUUAAAGAUAAAUUUGGCUGGCUGACUUACCUUUGGAACCACAUCAGACUCUCACCUUACUCCCCUGGAGAUUCUGCUCAAUCAAAUUCUUGCUUCUGCCUUGGACUGCUGUGUUUAAGUUCUCAUGUGAAACUGGGUGGCGACAGCACAAUGGGAAAGUCAAUGUAAUCUGAUCAGUGUUUUUCUCUAUUCCUCCUCUCUCUCCUGUCACAUUUAGAAAAGUGGCCUUUUUCAUCUUUGGUGAUAUGUAGCUCAUCCUAGAGCUGACACGCAUGGGGCAUAGUCCGUGAUGCUGUUAGGUUAUAUUGUCUAACCUACUGCAUUAAUUAACUUUCACAACAGAGUUCUGAAUACAAUCUGAUUGGCAGUGAUGUUAAUUUUACUUGGUGCAAGGAGUCUAGAAUGCAAGAGGAUGAAAUUGGUCUAAUGAUCUACUCCUGAAUGCCUUGUAAUGUUGACUAUUGUGUAAUACUUGGAAGAGUAUAUGUGAUGGCCUUGCUAUAGUACUAGGCAUUUGAGUAGAUACAGUAAGUGUUAUGGGAGCACAACAGUCUUUGAUGACCGGCCAAGUACAAAAUUGUCUCUUAGCCUGCCAUAAAGCCAAACACUUUGAAGAGAUAAUCCAGUCCAGUGAUAAAAACCCAUGUUUCAGAGCAAGUGAGUAGACUAUUCUGAAUCUUGGAAUGCUUAUGCUGAAGCUGCAAGUAUUCCCACCCUGCCAGAUUUGGCAGGUUGGAGAUAAUUGACAUUCCCCUUCACUGGUUUACCUAUUUACCUUGUACUGAUGUGCCAAUGUUAUAGUUUGGAAGAGAUUUAAAUUUUGUAACUCUUGGUAUGUGGAAACUUCAUAUUACAUGUUUCAGAAUUUGAUUUCCUUGCCAAAAGAAAUUGAAUUUCAAAAGGGGCUGCAGCAACAGUUAUCCGAAGUUUUAAUAUUGUGUACAAGAGAAGUGAUUAAUUGAACCCAAAACUCCCUUUUUCCCCUUGGGGUGUUUGAUAACCCAUCUCAUUAUAUUGUUAAUUUAAUUCUGAUUAUUGACCCAAAUGGGAUGAAUAUUAAAGAUGUUGGCUGUUUUAAUGUAGCAAUUGAAAUAUAAAAGUUACUAAAAUUUUAUUCCGGUGAUUCUUAAUUUUUUAGAUGAUAUGUUCUGGUUUCAAAUAACAGACCAUGGGAGGGAGGAGUGAAUCUAGUCAUGCGAAGUUCAUGGUGGAAAGCUGCCAGUUGCAAUGUUCUCUUUCACUGACUGAAAGCUGGCAAUAAACUCACCACUGAUGGGUCAUUCAGCUGCAGUUGACAACACCAGCUCAAUUUAUGACCUCUUCAGUCUUGUCUUGGUGCUUUUCAGUUAAUGCCAACAGCCUGUAGAGCUGAAGGAAAGAUGAUUACUAUCCUGUCACUUUGUAGGGGUUGCAGCCACUUCUCUCUCUCUCUCUCUCUCUAUAGUGAGUGCAUGUCCUUAGUGUAGAGCAUUCAAUAUUUUUUGAUAUCUACAAUUAAAUUAUUUCUCAAUUCAAAUUAGCAUUUUGUCCUUUGGUCCUGUUUUGGUCAAAUUGUCAUUGAGGAUUUAAAUCUGUUAACAAUUGUGAUUAAUAACCAAGUCCAACGUGUGCAUAUACCACCAUAAGUGAGAGGGUUAUGUAGUCCUGCUGGUGCACCACGAGCCUAUAUAAACUUUGUUACAAUCUGUUUCAUUGGCAUAGCCACUAGUCCUUCUGUUUUGUAAUCAAAAGUAAAGGGAAGUGACUGAUCUAAAUUAUAUUUUUCUUCCUUAUGAUUUAAAAACUAAGACAUUGUUUCCUUGAUUAUCCUUAUUUAUGGAUAUUGUUUUUGAGUGAUCUUUAAAGUAUGUAAUCAUCAAUAAAUUGCAGCAAAACUGAA